AUGACGACUCCUCUGAAGCUCGAAACCAUCGAAACCCAUCAGAUAGUCAGUUAUGAAGACUUGGUGUACGCAGCAAAAGUCACCAUCGGCACUUCACCGCAAGAGUUCUCAGUUGCACUGGCUUUGAGUGCGCCAACACUGUGGGUACCACACCCACACUGCAGUGGGCGCUAUUGUGAUAAGAGGAGGAAAUUCAUGUUCAACGAGUCCAGCAGCUUCGAAAGGCUCCAUACUGAUACAACCUAUGAUCUCGACAGUACAGCCGGCAGUGCCAAAGUUAUACUUGGCAGAGAUACUGUAGGCUUGGGUGGCUCCAACGAUAGGCGUCUAGUCAUCAAAAAUUUGACAUUUGGCCUUGCCACUGAUCUCCAGCCGUUCUUCUCACAGGAGCCAUUUGAUGGGGUCCUCGGACUGGCGUUUGCAGAGCUUCUUACAGACGUCAAUCCCCCAAUUAUGGAGGCGUUCGAUCAAGGAGUGAUUGAGGAGCCUUUUUUCACUUUGUGGGUGGCACCCCAUGAAGUGAAUGGAAGCAAAGUCGGAGGUGCAAUCACAUAUGGUGGUAUGGAUACCGUAAAUUGCGGACCAAUAAUCGGCUACGCUGCAGUAAAUGAGUCUAUAACGUAUGGAUUCAAGGUGGAAUCAGUAUCUAUGGAGAAAUUUGUGCGCGAUGAAACACAUCCUGCUUUCUCGGAACUGGUCCCGUGGAUUGAGGGGCCAGAAUAUGUUGUCGAAAUACUGGCCAAACUUGCUGGAGCAAAGUACAACGAUGAUGAGGAAAAAUAUGAGAUACCGUGCCACUCUAAGCCUCCGGCGAUCCGAUUUAUGAUAGGGAACAACGAAUACUCUGUGAACUAUACGAAUUAUAUCAUACAGAUCGAAGAAGGCAAAUGUGUUUUUGCUCUGAAGCCAACGUUUGAAAGGCGUUGGACGAUGGGACUUCCAUUCAUUCGUCAAUAUUGUCAUGCCUACGAUAUCGAUGGCGAACGAAUAGGAUUUGCAACACCGCUCACGAACUCACCGGAUCAUUCAAGCACGUUAGUGAAAUAG
Molecule: messenger RNA, 1047 nt
Organism: Haemonchus placei
Lineage: Eukaryota; Metazoa; Nematoda; Chromadorea; Rhabditida; Trichostrongylidae
Source: the annotation of a GenBank genome assembly